CACCGUCCUACAUUGUGUCAAUACUGAAGUGAUUUACGCAGGAACUUUUUUUCGCCUUGCAAUAAUCAUGUUUUAGUCUAACGUGCCGUCAAUUUAACAUUUGAAUGUUACCAAUUCGAUCAGUGUUACGCCGUUCUAUCUAAAAUAUGUUAUUGAAAUUAAUUAAAGUCUCGCCCAGUACACGCAGUGCAGUGCAGUUUUGAGUUCCACCGCGUCAUAAUGUAAAUGAAGAAUGGAAGACAGUGACAGUAUGAACAGUACGGAGUGGGUUGAGAUUUUGAACUCUAGUCUGGCCAAUCUGAACGGGAUACACGCAGCGGCGGGGCUCGAGAUCUUGUUUCAGCCAGACGUGGUGCUCGUUGCUCUUUACGUGCCCCUCAUCCUGCUCUCGCUACUCGCUAACGUGCUGCUCAUACUCGUUGCUAUCAAGUGCAAUUACACCAAAAGCGUCACGAAUAUCUUUCUGGUGAAUCUCUCUGCAGCAGAUCUUCUGGUGACGGUUGUAUGUAUGCCUAUCCAGCUAAGCAAGGCUAUCACCCUCGUAUGGUACUACGGACAGACCAUCUGCAAAAUAUUUAACUAUAUACAGGGUGUUGCAGUGGCGUCUAGCGUGUUUACUUUGACCGCAAUGUCCGUAGACCGCUGGGUGUCAAUCGCGCCAGAGCCGAGGCUGCGCCCUCCAGGACGCCGCCAAGCAUUGCUGCUGUCGGGGCUGUUGUGGACCUUGGCAGCACUUAUCUUUAUACCUCUUGCUUUAGUUGCUUUCGUGCAAACGGAGUCAGUUCCAAUAAUAUCACACACACGAACGAACAUUUCGAUAGAAACCAAAGAGGUUCAGUUCUGCACUGAGGAGUGGCCCAGCGCCGGAUCUCGGCAACAGUUCGGGGCAUUCAGCUUCACUCUGGUUUACGCCAUACCAGGCUGUAUAACAAUUAUGUCAUACGCAUGUAUGGGGCGGACUUUGUGCUCGGUGCGGCCGCCAUUCGAUAUUGACGAGGGCAAUAUCAGUAUGCAACAGGGGCUGAGGCUGGUUCGUGAGCGCAAGCGAGUGGCGUGGAUCCUGUUGUUGUUGGCUGUGUUGUUCGCCGUGUGCUGGCUGCCUUACAACAUACUGCAGCUGCUGCUGGACGUCAACCUGCUUUCCACCGCCGACCUCAGCUUUUAUCUGCCCUAUGCGCUUUUUAUAGGUCACGCGAAUUCUGCCAUAAACCCGAUCGUCUACUGUCUGAUGACUCGCAAUUUCCAGCGCUCUCUGCGCAAGCUUCUUUGCUCGCGAGGGGUCUGCCAACAAACCAAAUUCACGUGGCGGUGCACGCAAAAACCGGAUGGGUCUUCCAGCGAUUACGAACUUUACCAUGAACCUCACAAAAGGUGUUACUUACAGAUGAAAUCUUUGCGUUAUGGCUGCGGAGGAGCUGGUGUCGGGGCAGGAGGAGGGGGAGUGGUGGUAUCCAGGGCGGGGGAUGUUGGGAACACGCGCGCUCAGACGCAGCUUAGUCACGUGACGCGAUCGUCGCGUCGCACGGCUCCUGCGCAUACCCUCUCCGUGGAGAUGCUGCAACGACAUGGACCUGUAGACCUCAAAUAAAACCCACGAUAUUUAAACAACUCUGGGUUGCUGUUGACAUUUAACAUUAAUGCUAUCGUUUUUUAAUUAAGAUAUGAUUUAAUUUAAAAGACUAUAAGCGUCGUAAUGAUUGAAUAUUCUUGUUUUCACAGAUUUUUGGUAAACGUUACAGUAAUGAAUUUCAUUCUCAGGGUAAUAUAGAGAGAGCUAUAACAUGAAAGCUUUUAUUAGGCAACCCCAAUUGAUAUUUGAUUUUGGUAAGCAGGAAUUAAGUAAUGUAUGAUCUUUUAAAACUGUACAAAUAUUGUAAAUAAACAUGUAAAUUUUAUAUUGAUCAAUAAAUUAUUACAUUUUAAGUAA
Molecule: messenger RNA, 1927 nt
Organism: Pieris napi
Lineage: Eukaryota; Metazoa; Arthropoda; Insecta; Lepidoptera; Pieridae
Gene: NGR-A12
Product: neuropeptide FF receptor 2-like
Exons: 9
Coding region: 233-1588 (451 amino acids)
Biological process (GO): G protein-coupled receptor signaling pathway
Cellular component (GO): membrane
Molecular function (GO): G protein-coupled receptor activity
Source: RefSeq, a predicted model, not a curated record